This is a messenger RNA of Colletotrichum karsti, 855 nucleotides long. RefSeq lists its product as uncharacterized. Gene Ontology annotation, molecular function: protein binding. Bases 1 to 855 code for a protein of 284 amino acids. The transcript has 2 exons. Lineage: Eukaryota; Fungi; Ascomycota; Sordariomycetes; Glomerellales; Glomerellaceae. The record is from RefSeq and is a predicted model, not a curated record.
AUGGGUUGCCUGGAUCUCUCGUUCCUCCUUAUCACCGGGAUGUAUUCCGACAUCCACCUCGCUUGCACUGGCAAAGACGGCAGCGAGCAGACGUUCAAGGUCCACCGAGCCAUUGUUUUCAUGCAGUGUGCCAAACUCAGAGAGCUGGCUCUCGAGUCCCCUAUUCACUAUGACGAGACCCACGGCGUCGACGUUGUCCACCUUGAUCUCGAGCCGGAGACCCUCGAAGGCGUCCUGUCUUUCCUCUACUCGGGCGAGUAUUGCGUCAUCUUCAAGGCUCCCGAGACACAGCUUGCCAUCGAGGACGAGGGAAUGUGGGAUGACGCAAACCACUCCCUCUUCUACUCGCUCCGGGUCUGCGCCAUGGCCCUCGAUCUCGAACUCCCCGACCUCUUCGCCGAGUCCGCCGCCGCCUUGUGCGCCGCGUUCAAGAACUUCACAUUCCACGUCGACCUCCCGGCCGUUCUCGACGAGCUCUACUCCACCCUCGGCAAGAACCCCCGUUUCGUGUCCCACCUGAUGGAGAUUCCUCGCGGUGUCGCCCGAGACAUCAUGCGCUCCGGCAACGUCAAGAAGAGACUCGAAAGCGUCGUUCUCAAGCACCCCAACCUCGCCGUCGACAUCCUCGAGGCUACGAUGGAUGCGCUUGCGGAGGCGAAGGAGAGACUUCAGCAUGCGGAGGAGGAGCUGGGCGCGAUGUAUUGUCCCGAUGUAGCUAUUCCAAGCAUCGAGCAUGAGGAUGAGAAGGAGUGGGAGGAGCUGGACGAGGGUCGCCGGCGUCGUCGCAGCGAGAGCGAUCUUGAUGAUGAGGACGAGGAGGAGGCGAGGCCCUUGAAGAGACGUCGUUUGAUGUGA